Danio aesculapii is the source of this 1042-nucleotide messenger RNA. RefSeq names its product biorientation of chromosomes in cell division 1 (gene bod1). The coding region runs from base 149 to 622 and encodes 157 amino acids. The record is from RefSeq and is a predicted model, not a curated record. The transcript has 4 exons. Lineage: Eukaryota; Metazoa; Chordata; Actinopteri; Cypriniformes; Danionidae.
AUCAUCAACACAGAAGAAGUCGAGGAGCGCUCUGUUUACAUCUGCUGUCAACAAAGAACUUCGGCUGUGUUAAUCUAAAGAAGUAUAAAUAGUGCACAUUAUUCCCACAUAUUUUCUUGGUGAGGCAAAGAGAGUGGUGCUAUAUUUGAUGGCGGAGGGCAGCAGCGGCAGCGGGAAUCUGAUGAGCGCUCCUCCGGGAGACCCGCAGCUCAUCGCGCUCAUUGUGGAGCAUCUGAAAAACAGAGGCCUUUUCGACGAGUUCAGACGAGACUGUCUGGCCGACGUGGACACCAAGCCAGCUUAUCAAAAUCUGCGACAGAAGGUGGACAACUUUGUGUCAAAUCAUCUUACGACUCAAGAAUGGAAUCCAUCUAUUAACAAGAACCAAGUGAGGAAUGCCUUAAGACAAAGCGUAGUUCAGUCGGGGAUGUUGGAAUCAGGGGUUGACCGAAUCAUUUCUCAGGUGGUGGACCCCAAAUUGCACCACAUCUUCAGGCCAGUCAUUGAAAAUGCCAUUCACGAUUUCCUAGACGCAGAGAAGAAAGAAGAGGGCACGUCAAACUCAGCCCCUGACCUUGAGUCACAGGAAAUGACCAACAGCACUGCAGCCAAAUCUCAAUGAGGUCCAAGGAUUUUUGCCAUUUCACAUUGAGAUCACCAAACACUGUCCUUCCAUGACCAGCUACAUUGGAUGAACAAUUGCGAGGCACUGCGAUUUUGAUAGUUUGCACUAAUUUAAGGGUCUUGUGCGGGAUUGUUUUGGACAAUAUGUGUGUUUAGCAUGUUACAUAAAAGCAAGUUGUCUGGCCCGUGCUAUUGAGGUCUGGUUUAGUUUAAUGAAAUUAUCUCUUCAGCGCUAAAGAACAACUGAAACCACGUUAUCCCAAAUGAAAAUAAAUGCAUCUCGAAAUAACAAGACGACACAUGGGGCUCGAGCCAGACUGAAAUGAUCCUUUUUACACAGCUGGAUUUGUGAAACGUGAUUCUACUGGGACUCGCAGCUUCGUUUCUACAAUAAAUGUAACUUUUUAAGAAAAGCCAA